Messenger RNA from Acanthochromis polyacanthus (spiny chromis), 3105 nucleotides. RefSeq lists its product as uncharacterized. NCBI's taxonomy places the organism in Eukaryota, Metazoa, Chordata, Actinopteri, Pomacentridae. Gene Ontology annotation, molecular function: nucleic acid binding. The coding region runs from base 68 to 1555 and encodes 495 amino acids. The record is from RefSeq and is a predicted model, not a curated record. The transcript has 7 exons. Gene Ontology annotation, biological process: DNA integration.
UGACGUCACAUAGCUCACGGGGGAAGGUAAUCGAACACCGAUUGCUCCAAACGCGCAUGCGCUAAAGAUGGCUGGCAGCGGUGGACCCGGACCUACCGGGGCAAGUGACGCGUCACAGGGACCAGUGGCCACUCGGUUAUUGGAACGUUUGAAAUCAAGAAUUACAGAUGUGUUGGAUCAACCUCACUUGAACUUGGACUACUUCCAAUACAUUGUGAAUCAAGAAGCAUUCAUUCUGACAGCUGCCUCCAGUACUUUGAACAUCCCACCUGAAAUUGUGUCGUGUCUUCUAUCGUUGCAAAGUAAGAUCGACUCAGCUGUUGCCCACGAGAGUCCCUGCACUUUUAUUAGAACUGGAGGACGAGGACGAGGACGACCAAAAUUCAUUUUUUCUGAGGAGCUUCUUUCUCAGCUCAUCGACAUCCCUUUACCUGUGACUUGCAUCGCCAAUUUGUUGGGGGUCAGCCAGAGCACAAUCUUCAGGCGUAUGCAUGAACUUGGCUUGUCCACCCGUUCUACAUACAGCAACCGAACUGACUGUGAAUUGGAUAAUGCAGUUCAGUCCAUCAAAAGCAGGAUCCCAAAUGCAGGUUAUAGAAUGGUAAAAGGCUGUCUUCAAGCUCAUGGACAUAGGGUUCAGUGGGAUCGGAUUAAACAGUCCAUGCACAGAGUUGAUGCUCCAGGAGUUUUGGAGAGAAUGACUCAGCUGGGGUGCAUAGUGAGAAGGAAGUAUUUUGUGCAACGGCCUUUAUCGUUAGUCCAUGUCGACACCAAUCAUAAGCUCAUACGAUACAACAUCGUCAUAUUUGGUGCUAUAGAUGGGUACUCGAGAAAGAUUUUCUAUCUGGAACCUGCCACAAAUAACCGUGCAAACACUGCUCAUUCAAUUUUUCUCAAGGCAGUGGAAAACUAUGGCUGGCCUUCCAGGGUCAGGGGCGAUGAAGGUGUGGAAAAUGUGUCCAUUGCUGAAACGAUGUUCACUGUGAAAGGCACUGGAAGAGGGAGCUUCAUAGCUGGGCGCAGUGUGCACAAUCAGAGGAUUGAACGCCUUUGGCGAGAUGUCUGGACCAGCGUGACACACCUUUACUAUGAAGUUCUUCAUAGUCUUGAGGAAGAUGGCCUGUUGCAUUUGGAAGAUGUCGUUCAUUUGUUUUGUGCGCACUAUGUCUUCCUUCCACGUCUGGCAGAGGCCCUUCAGACUUUCACAGAAGGCUGGGACAACCAUCCUUUACGGUCUGAAGGAGGACUCUCCCCAAACCAGCUCUGGGUUAUGGGCCACAUGAAUACACCUUCUGACACUAAUGAGGAUUUGCAGAACUUGGAGCUAUAUGGAACUGACUGGGAAAUGUUUGAUGCUGUGCAUGAGGAACCAUAUGGAGUUCAAGUCCAGGAAAUUGGGUGCCCUGUGACUCAGGAUAUUAUUGAAACUGUCCAAUCCAUGAUACAACCCCUGGCCUCAUCAGAAUCAUUUGGUAGAGACAUUUACAUUACAAUGGUUCAGUGUAUUGAAAGUCUAAUGGCAACACAAGAAAUGGCUGACACAACACAACCUUGAAAAAUGUAAUUGUUUCAAAAAAUGCAUGCCUUACAAAUGUUCAGUUUAACAUGAGACAAGAGUCCCAACAUUGAUUGCAACUUUUUCAUGACUCUCCACAACAUUCGUCACAAUUACAUUUUUGACUUUUAAAACUUGCCUCAAAACCCAAAAAAUGUUUGUGGGUAUUCUGAAGAGUAACAUGGAGGUAAAAACUAACUUUGGAGUGAACUACCAUUUAUAUAAAAACAAUGGUUUUGUAACAGUGAAAUUAACAAAAGAUGACUGAAACAGAAAGUUGUCAGGUAAAGCGGCAAUGAUAUGUUGCCGUUACCUUUUUUCUCUUUUCAUAGGAUGGCUACACCCUGUCAAAUGUUUGCCCAUGGGACACAGCUAGUGUCAAAAUGUUUUUGAAUUCACUGUAUGUUCUCAGGUGAGCUGAAGGGAAUGUGACAGUGCGACUGCAGGCGCUUACAGUUGGAAAACAAACUGUGUGUUGUGUGUCACAGUCAUGUUGGAACUGUAUAUUUAUGAGGAACUCCUUCUUCUCGCUUGGCUGAACAGGCUUGUGUCGUUGUCCAGUCAUCCACUGCAUGAUGCGCCCUACUGUCAAGCCUUCUGGAGUAACACUGCUGUUGCUGGGGCCCUCGUGUUCUUAAUGAAGAGAUGAACACAAUGUUAGUCUGAAUUGAAAACGUUUUAGUUUUCCAAUUGCUAAAUACCUUACAUAUACAGAACUUAUUGAAUUUUUGAGUAUCUGAAAAUUUCAUAAAUCAAAGUUGAAACUACAUAGAUUUUAACAAAAGCUGUAUUUGUUGUGGCUAGAUGGCAAUGUUGUGGCAAUUGUUUUGACACCCUAUUAUUGUCAGUACAACUGUACAAAUCAGCCAUAUGUUACUCCUCGCUUAAUGAAACGGUGUUAUCCUAGAGCUCAUAAUAUGACGUUUUAUGAGUUACACGAUUGUCAAUGGUGGCAUCAAGUUUCAAAAAAUGCUUUGAUUUAAUGGGUUGUAUAGUUAGAAUCGAUUAAACCAUUUAUACUGCACUAUAGAAAAUGUACCGCAGGAUAACAGACAAAGUUAGUCUCUUUAGCACCCCUAUCUUGGCUAAAACAUACCAGAGUCUUCAAUUUCCUGUAGGUAGUCUUGAAGAAAGUUCAUGAUAUGUACUUCCUUUUGGUGCUUGGCAGAACCAAUUUCACUAUAGACAGGACGGGUGUUCUCUAGGAGGAAGGCAGCAUCAGCCUUUAAGAAGAAGAAAAGGCAUUUUAGUUUGUGUAAACAUAAUUCUCAAAAAGACAUUCACGCUGAAUAAAAAGCAGUCAAGAAUGAAAUAUACCUCAACAUCUUCCCCUGGAAUAAACAGUUUUUGGCAGAGAUCUUGAUGACUGUUCAUGACUUCAGGGAGAUCAUACAGCAUCAGGCCUUUCCUGAGCUGGUCGAGCAUGGGGAGGAGCCUCAUGGUGGAGUGAAGUAUGACAGUUCUAAUGGACAAAAUGUUUCAGCAGAAGAAUACACUUAAGUAGUAUACCUAUUGAAUGUCUUAAUGAAAAAUAAAAAUGUCACCAAACA